GUUUGUUUUUCCUUUUGGCAUACAGCGCAGUAUUUUGUGUCACAUGAACAGGAACUACCGUGUCAUUUAACAGGAAGACUUCAGUGCUUCAGUGAUUUUUGCUGAAACUAUCGCAGAGCUACACGUGUUUCAUUACUUGCUAAGAUGAUCACAUACAGUGUGAUAAUAUUUUUUGUAGCCUGGGUCACUCUCACUGUGGAGACAGACUCCAGCCCUGCAGAGUCUCCCGUUUAUAGAUUAAAGGGAGCGUCUGUUCAUCUCACAGUGGAGGGUCUUCAACAUCCACAGAUCAGAAGAAUUACAUGGCGACUCAACUCUACAGCAAUGCUGGAACACACACUGGAUACAAAUCAUACAUAUUACUACCCAGAGUAUAAAAAGAAGGUGCAGUUUGACAGUAGUGACUUCUCUCUGCUCAUUAAGAACGUAAAUGAGACAGACCAGGGCACCUAUACUGCUGUAAUAACUGAAACAGGUGGGGCUGAUUCUGAAAAAGCCAAGUACCGUUUGCAUGUCCAGGAAGCCGUUGCCAAACCCUUUAUACAGAUGAAUAAUUUGACAUUAGACUCUGCUGAAGGAUUCUGCACUGUGUCAGUGAACUGCUCUGUGAGGGACAGCUGGGUCUAUUACACCUGUGACCAAACCCAGUGCUCACAGACAGAGCCCCAGUCCUGGCCAGAUGUGAACAUCACUGUCACUGUUUAUCAUGGAAACAUCAUCUGCACAGGCAGCAACCGGGUCAGCAACAAGACCCAGUCAGAACCACUGGGACAUGCAUGUAUGAAGUCUGAUGGCAUUAUUGUGCCUCCAUCAUUAUGGUACAUUGUGCUGAUACUCGGCAUUGUCUGCCUCUGCCUUGUUUGCAUUGGUUUCAUCUGUUUUAAAAUGCGCCGUAAAAGGCAUCCAAGAAAUUCAGAGGGGGAGCUGAGUCCGGAUGGAGUAAACGCUACAUACAUGGUGCCACGGGCCGCAAACAGAGCAUUUUCCCCAAAUACCCCCCAGGAUAACACUGUGUACUGCACUGUGGGACACCCAAAGGACCUGCCCCCAGGACCACCCCCACCAGCUCACUGUGAUGACACAAGUAUUUACAGUCAGGCCCCCAGUCAUCCCAACCACAAAGUGGUUUCACUCCGGGCAUCAGGGAAACGAGGAAAUAACAUGCUGGAUCAUGUAUACUGUAACAAUGCAAAUGCUUACAAAGGAGCCAUGAUCAGACUACAGGGCUGUUUCGAUGACACAGACUGGGUUUUGUUCAAACUGGAAUCCACACAGGACAGCCACACCGACCUAAAUGAAUAUGUAUCCUCAGUUGUGUCCUACAUAAACUUCUGCAUGGACACUGUUACCACCUUCAACGUCAUACACACUUUCCCCAACUGCAAACCAUGGAUGAACAGAGAAGUUCAAAAGUUGCUGAAGUCACGUGAUGAGGCUUUCCGCACCGCCGACCGAGAAUUUAACUCAACAGCCAGGUCCAACCUGAGGAGAGGCAUCAGAGAGGCAAAGCGCUCCUACAAAGACAAAAUUGAGGAGCACUUCAACACCUCUGACCCCCGGCGCAUGCGACAGGGAAUCUGGUACAUUACCGAUUACAAGAGCAGCAACACCUGCCCAACCAGCACACUGACCUCAUCCCUCCCCGACAACCUGAAUCAGUUCUUCACACGGUUUGACAUGGUCACCAACCACCAUCAUACCAAGCCGACAGUGCAGGAGCCCCCCCUAAAUACCCUGGUGUUCAGCCCACAAGAGGUCAGAAGAUCCCUCAGGCACAUCAACCCCAACAAAGCAGCCAGACCUGAUGGUGUCCCUGGACGAGUGCUGAAACACUGUGCAAGUCAGCUGUCUGCAGUCCUCACCUGCCUGUUCAACAUCUCCCUGAAACAAGCCACCAUCAUCCCCAUCCCUUAA
Molecule: messenger RNA, 1914 nt
Organism: Paramormyrops kingsleyae
Lineage: Eukaryota; Metazoa; Chordata; Actinopteri; Osteoglossiformes; Mormyridae
Source: RefSeq, a predicted model, not a curated record